UCUCUCUGGGUUGAGGAGGUGUUCGCUACAGUGAGCCCAGGCUCACCCGAGACAAAUGUGAACUCUGAACUGUGUCCCACUGAUAAAAGGGGGAGGGGCAGAUUUACACAGUGAGGCUGCUGUUUUGGAAAUCUGGAAUGAGGAAUACCAUCUCGGAGCCAAAGGAAAUUCUUUGUGGGGCUGGCUGCUGGGCCUAGGAAGAAGGAAACAUGUAACUGAGCUGUGUACAAGAGGUGGAGGAGACAGCAGCUGAGCCCUGCACCCACGAUGCCAGAUCUCCUGAACUUCAAGAAGGGCUGGAUGUCCAUUCUCGAUGCUCGCGGUGAGUGGAAGAAACACUGGUUUGUUCUGACAGACUCCAGCCUGAGGUAUUACAGAGACAGCACAGCAGAGGAGGCCAAUGAUCUGGAUGGAGAGAUUGACUUACGAAGCUGCAAUGAUGUAACCGAGUAUCAGGUUCAACGGAACUAUGGGUUCCAGAUCCACACAAAAGAGUCCAUUUAUACUCUUUCAGCAAUGACAUCCGGGAUUCGGAGGAACUGGAUUGAGGCACUUCGAAUGCACGUUCGUCCAACCACCAUACCCGACGUGACAAAGAGGAACACUUGGAUGAAAACACCGCCUCCUAAAUCCAGUUUAACAGAGAGUAACAAGGAAAACACCUUCCGUGACACUAUAGCACGAAGAAACGCAGCAAGACAGGAAGCAGCGGCAACAGCUGACAAGACCCGGCUGGAGGUCCCACGGAGCAGCCGCAGAGCAGAGAGCCAUGAGCAGUUCACGCCACCAGUCGAGAGCGUGGAGCUGGAGCCCAUGCAGUCAUCGCGGGUGCAGGACACUUCCAAGGUGGACGAGCUGACCCGUGAGCAGGCCCAACGGAUUGCUGAACGUAGCAAGUGGUUUGAGUCCACAAAUCUGAAUGACUGCCCAAAGAAGGGGGCAGAAUGGAGUUCCCCCCUCAUCCAAAUCCCUGAGGCCCUCGGCAAGGACAUCGAGGUGAAAUGGCAGGAGCUCGAACGUAUUCCGUUACGGGACCACAGGCAGGUCCCCAUCAUGUCCUUGCGAUCUCCCAAUCCCGCUGUCAAUGACAACGGAGUCACCGAGCAACUGAAGAAGGAGAUCUCCUCCCUGAACACACAGCUGGAUCAGGCCAGGAGGGAGCUGGAAUCUUUCCAGGAGCAAAGCAGUCGACUCUAUGGACAAGUAAACUCCACCGAGGGACAGAGAACACAGAUUCCAAAAGGCUUCAUCUCUCAGGAAACCUGUGAGCGUAGCUUCAGGGAGAUGGAGGAGUCCCACCGUAAAGCAAUGGACGAACUUCAACGGCAACAUAAACGGGAGUUAGAGAAGGUCCAGCAUGACAAGGAGCGACUGUUAUCCGAGGAAACAGAUGCCACCAUCUCUGCCAUUGAAGCCGUGAAGAAAUCCCAUCGUGAGGAAUUGGAGAGAUUGCGGAGCAUUCAGAAUAUUGCAAACAACAAUGAUUUGGAGAGGCUUCGCAAACAGCACCAGGAGGAGCUGGAGUCCCUUCAGCGGGAACUGCAGGUGCUGUCUGAACAAUACUCCCGCAAGUGCCUGGAGAUUAACUACCAGGUGAAAGAGACGCAAAUGCGAGAGAGGGACCUGUCACGAAGCCAACGGGAGAAUGAGGAACUGCUUCGACAAAACCAGGAGCUGAAUGGCCAGUUAUCGGAGGAGAUUGCACGAAUCCGUGCACUUGUGACAGGAAGGAGCCAUGACAACAUUGGGAAUUUACCUGUCACAGGUGACAGAGAUACAUGUGAAUUGGAGGUAUUACUGCGGAUUAAGGAGAAUGAAGUGCAGAAUCUCAGGAGGGAGACUGUGUGCCUACGGGAUGAGCUUCAGUCUAUGCAAUGGGAUAAAAAGUAUGCAACAGACAGGUACAACGAAAUUUACACGGAGCUAAGUGUCAUGAAGGUCAGAACAGAACGGGAACUCAACCAGGUUAAAGAGCAGUUAAAGCUGGCUAUGGCUGCACUCAAGGAGAAAGACACUUUGCAGAACAGCAUCACAAAGUGAAGAUCAGAGCUCUGGUAUUACCACACAGGAAGAGAAGUUAAAUUUAAUGCUUAAGCCUUCAGUAGUGAUCCAAGAUGGUGAAAAUCCCUGAGAGUGAGGAGCUAUGAAGAAAACAACCACUACUUUUUCCUUGUCUUUUUUUCUUCUUAAUAACACCUCCCACUGUGGAUUACUGCUGUGAAAUUAAAAGUGAAUAGAUAUAUAGAAAUAUAUUCACACAGGUUAUCAAUUUAAUCCCUUGCUGCCUUCGAAACCCUGUUUUUGUCUCCCAGCCAAGCACUCUUCGGUUUAGCUGUUACCACAGCGACGUUAAUGCCGACCGUGAUCUUUCCAUCAUCCAGUGCUUGAAGGGGGCUGACUGCAUUCUGCAGCAAUUGCUACUUGUUGGGUUCCUCGUAUGGCCCCCUCCCUUGCACUUCCCCUUUUUAUUUCGGCGGGGCGCCAGGAAUUAUGGUUGUCAACAUUUCCCCAAACUGGUCACCAGAACGCUCAUCUAGCCAAUGGGAAAGUGAGCAGGCUCUGUUACCCAAUCAGAUGGCUUUUGACUGUCACUCAGACUCCCAACAUUUUUGUAGUUAUUAAAAAAAGUUGAGAGUUUAUUUUAAAUUGAUAUUUCUUCCCCAGGGCUUGCUUGUCCUUGAGACUCUUGGGAAAUUCUGCAAGAGUCAACAACUCUCACUGCAGACCCACUUGGUGUAACCAACUGUAUGGCAAAUCCCAGUACCCAAUCUUGAUAAACAUUGCAUUUAAGAAGAACAACUUUUUAAAAAAUAAUUAAAAGCAGUUUAUUACUCCUGUUAACUGUUAUAUAAAGCACUAUUUGAGGGUAACAUGUUGCAAUCUUACGACAUAACAGGUGGGUUUUUAAUAAUCGCAUAUAUAUUUUUGUGUAUUUUCCCCAUUGCAAGUCAGACAUCCCUUAAAACCAGCACUUAGGCUGUGCCCAGGAACACAGGACAUGGAACAAGAGUCGCUUGACUCUGUUCCAUUGCUCAGUCACCAAAGAUUUGCUUAAUUCCAGCAGCCUCAGUUUCAAACCCAUUAGCACUGGCAUCCAGUAGGAACCAUUGAAAGGGAAGUCACCUCAUGUCUGCCUGCCGUCAUGGAGUUUGAAGAUGGCUGUUGAAAAUCACAUUGCAAGAGGACAGCAAGAAAUCUCAUUUUGUUUUCCUUUGUCCUGUUUUUCCAGUCCCACUGCUUCUCAAAGGGUGUUGUCCCUACACAGUAACAACUCGCUGGGCUCCCUCCAUCUAUCUCUCCUUCUUAACCAAGUGUCCUGAUUUCAUGUGCAGUUUGGUUUAUGUAGGUAUAGUGGGUGGAGGGCUGAAUAUCUGCAGUAUUCUGGUGAAAAAAAAAGCUGUUUACAGAGAGUCUCUGAUCAAUACCAACAGAAUUUCAGGAAGAUCUGAAAUUGCUAUCUGAACUGCUAUGAUUACGCCACUUCUGUUCAUUAUUGUCUUGUAAGGAGAAGAUGAGCGAUAGCAGCAGAGAAAAUGUAAAUGUAAAUUGUCCCAAAUAAGGCAAAGAGGAGUUGGUUCAGUUAUUUUUGGUAAGCUGUAACCAUUCAUCACUAUGUUUAAGUUCAAAUAUCAUGGAUACAGUGAAAUCCAUGUAUCAAAGUGUCUAUUUGUUUAAUAUAGUAUGGACACCAUCUCCUUGUAUGGAAACUAUUCAUGUAGGUAGAUAUGGUUCACUUCUCUGAAAUGGCCAUGCAAACCACUCUUGUUUUAAUGUUAAUUAGAGAUGGGCAACAAAUGCUGGUCUUGUCAAUGACCCCACAUCCCAUCAAAAAAAAAGUUAUUAAAAAAAUGAAUUGAUGUCCAUUGAGCAUUAUACAGGCUGAAGAACAUGCUGAGGAACAUUCGAGCAGUGAAGUCAACUGAAGCUGCACAGUAAGCUAACUGUUGCACCAGCUAUCCAGCCCUCACUUUCCACACCCUCUCUCCAGGCUGUCAGACCCAGCAGCAACCAGGACCUGACUCUUUGUCAAUUUUCCUGGCUCACCCUCUUCCAUGUCAGAUGGACUUGACUUUCAUCUCCCAUUGUCAAGAGCAUCACCCAUGAACAAAACUGACCCAUCCAUUGUGUCUGAUUUACAUUGGCUGUUGUUCAACAUCUGGUCCUGAAGGAACAUAAUUCUCCUCCAGUCAAACAAUGGCCAGACCAAAGCCAUUGUCUUCAGUCCCAACUACAGACUCCAUUCCCCAUCUACUACCUGUGCUCAUUGACAUGCACUGAUUCCCAGUCCAACAAGCCGUAGAUUUUAUAACUCAUGCUUGUUCUGAAAUUGCUCCAUGGCUUCACCCUCCCUCUUUGUGAUCUCCCCAUCCUCACAAUUGUCUGAGAUCUGUGCAUUUCCCCAGUUUUAGCCAUCAUCAUGUCAUUAACAGACUGAUCUUCAUCUGCCGGGCCCUAAGCUGUAGAAUUCCUUCCCUAAACCUCUCUGCAUCUUACCAAUGAUCCCCUGAAACUGUAUUGCCAACCAGGGACCUGAAUGUUCUUGUAAAGGCUGCACACUAUAAGACCAUAAGAGUGGAAGUAAGACCAUUCGGCCCAUCGAGUCCACUCCACCAUUCAAUCAUGGCUGAUGGGCAUUUCAACUCCACUUAACCCACAUUCUCCCCAUAGCCCUUAAUUCCUUGUGACAUCAAAAAUUUAUCAAUCUCUGCCUUGAAGACAUUUAGCGUCCCGGCCUCCACUGCACUCUGCAGCAAUAAAUUCCACAGGCCCACCACUCUCUGGCUGAAGAAAUGUUUCCACAUUUCUGUUCUGAAUUUACCCCCUCUAAUUCUAAGGCUGUGUCCACGGUUCCUAGUCUCCUCGCUUAACGGAAACUAUUUCCAAGCGUCCAAGCCAUGUAUUAUCUUUUAAGUUUCUAUUAGAUCUCCCCUUAAUCUUCUAAACUCCAAUGAAUACAAUCCGCAGCCGUUCCUCAUAUGUUAGACCUACCAUUCCAUGUGAAAAUCCACUGGACACGCUCCAGUGUCAGUAUGUCCUUCCUGAGGUGUGGGAACCAAAACUGGACACAGUACUUCAAAGGGGGCCUAACCAGAGCUUUAUAAAGUCUCUCACAACAGUGCUUUUAUAUUCCAAUCCUCUUGAGAUAAAUGAUAACAUUGCAUUCGCUUUCUUAAUCACGGACUCAACCUGCAUGUUUACCUUUAGAGAAUCCUCGACUAGCACUCCCAAAUCCCUUUGUACUUUGGCUUUACGAAUUUUCUCACUGUUUAGAAAGUAGUCCAUGCUUGUAUUCUUUUUUCCAAAGUGCAAGACCUCGCAAGUACAUUGUUCUUUUUUUUAUAAAUAUUUUUAUUGAGAAGAAAGAAAGUUUUUAGGUAUUUUACAAAAAUACAAAAUAGUGUAAUCACUUUACAAUAUAGUGACAAUAUCAGUAUUUAGAAAAAGCUAACUACUAAUCUACUCUACAAACUACCAAAACACAAAAUAAGAUCUGCUCGGUCACACCAGAAUCUGUAAAAGACCUGCAGCGUUUUAUCACCGUUUUAAUAGCUCCUUACUGGUUCACUGUCAAUUUCGCACUGAUAACCCUUUCCCUUCCACCCAAGAUAUUAUGCUACAAUUAAAUACUGCAAUAACAUUAGGUUUUUUAGUGUACCUUCAGGCGCUGUCACAUAAACAAUUUGGACAUAAUUCUUGCUGCCGAGUACCUCUGACCACAAAUGUCUAGUCUGCACUUCUCUGAUGCCACUCCAAGCUGCGGGUCUGAACACUCAGUAAUAACCAUCUGUUUUAUAUAUCAAUAUGCUUCAAUAAAGUUAGUGCUUUUCACAUCUUAUUGUUUACAACAAAGAAAAAUCCCUGUGGACACGAUUCUUUUUUAUUUAAUUGUUCACAGGAUGUUAGGGUCACUGGCAAAGCCAGCAUUUGCUGCCCAUCCCUAAUUGCCUUUGAGAAAGUGUUGGUUAGCCUCACCUUCUUGAACCAGUGCUAUCCUUAUGAUCUGGGAACAUCCAUCAUGAUGUCAGGGAGAGAGAUCCAAGAUUUUAGAUGGUGUGUGGCUUGGAGUGGAACUUGCAACCUGUGGGGUUCUGGUUGGCUGGGCCUGUCCUGCUAGACAUUAGAAAUCACAGGUUUGAAGGGUGCUGCCUAAGGAGCCUUGGUGAGUUCCUGUCAUGUACUUUGAAGAAGGCACACACUGCUGCCACUAUGCAUCAAUAGUAAGGCAGAGAAUGUUGAAAGCGGUGGAUGUGAUGCCAAUUGAGUGGCUAUUUUACAUGGAUGGUGUCAAGCUUUUUGAGUACUGUUGGAACUGCACACAUACAGGCAAAUUCUAUCACACUCUGACCUGCCUCUUGUGGUUGGUGAACAGGAGGUGAGUUACUCAUUGCAGAGUUCCUAGCCUCUAAUCAGGUAUUGGCUGGUCCAGUGCAAUUUUUGGUCGACUUAGCCCCAAGAUGUUGAUAACAGGGGAAUUGAGUAGCAAUGGUAAUGCCAUUGCAUAUCAAGGGAAAAUGGUUAGAUUCUCUCUUGUUGGCAAUGGUCAUUGCCUGGCACUAGUGUGAGCAUGGAUGUUAUUUAUCUUUUAUUAGCCUAAGCCUCAAUAUUGUCCAAGUCUUGCUGCAUAUGUACACAGAGAGGGAGUGAGGACUGCAGAUGCUGGAGAUCAGAGUCGCAAAGUGUGACGCUGGAAAAGCACAGCAGGUCAGGCAGCAUCCGAGAAGCAGAAGAUUGAUGUUUCGGGCAUAAGCCCUUCAUCAGUAAUGGGGCUUCAUCAUUCCUGAUUAAAGGCUUAUGCCCGAAACGCGACUCUCCUCCUUGGGUGUUGCCCAACCUGCAGUGCUUUUCCAGCGCCACACUUUUCGACUGCAUGUGAACACAGACUGUUUUUAAUAUUUGAGCAGUUGUGAAUGGUAUUGAACAUUAUACAAUCAUCUAUGAACAUCCCAUCUCUAAACGUAUGUGAAGGGAAGGUCAUUGAUGAGAACACUAUUCUCAGGAAUUCCUGCAGAGAUGUCCUCAGACUGAGAUAAUUGACCUCCAACAACCACAACCAUCUUCCUUUUUGUUCAGCAUGACUCCAAUCAAUGGAAAUCUUUUCCCCGAUUUCUACUGACUUCAGUUUUGUGAGGUCUCCUUGAUCUCAGUCAAAUGCUGCCUUGAUGUUAAAGGCAGUCACUUUUAUCUCUUCUCAUCUCAUCCCUACCACAGGUUACAAUUUGACUCAUAAACCACACAAAAUGCUUUACAAAGUUACAAUAAACGUGGGUUACCAGAAGAAGCACUGCAGGCAGCUGCCAUGUAUCAAGCAAGCCGCUGUGUGAUAUGAAGUUAUUGCAAUAAUCUAUAAGAAUAUUUUUCAAUGUAGAGUACACUAUAAAAUAAAUUGUUUAAAUAUGAGUGAAAA
Hemiscyllium ocellatum (epaulette shark) is the source of this 7405-nucleotide messenger RNA. It is a transcript of the gene triobpb, whose product is annotated as TRIO and F-actin binding protein b. Gene Ontology annotation, biological process: positive regulation of substrate adhesion-dependent cell spreading; actin filament organization. The transcript is spliced from 15 exons. NCBI's taxonomy places the organism in Eukaryota, Metazoa, Chordata, Chondrichthyes, Orectolobiformes, Hemiscylliidae. The record is from RefSeq and is a predicted model, not a curated record. Gene Ontology annotation, molecular function: actin filament binding. Bases 268 to 2040 code for a protein of 590 amino acids. Gene Ontology annotation, cellular component: actin cytoskeleton.